Menidia menidia (Atlantic silverside) is the source of this 2086-nucleotide messenger RNA. Lineage: Eukaryota; Metazoa; Chordata; Actinopteri; Atheriniformes; Atherinopsidae. The record is from the annotation of a GenBank genome assembly.
UCAGCCCGCUCCAUCCGUGAGUCACUGCUCUCGGAUGGCUCAGAAGCUUCUGAUUUCUCUCCGAGAGCAUUAACCAUCGCCAAAACAAUCAUCCCGGGUUAUAUUUCCUCCCGUGCUCCGCCCGGAUGUCGGACUCCCGGGGACGCGCACCGGGACGCGGCGGGCUUUUUACGCGCAGCGCCCCGGAGCGCGUUUCGGCCGUGAGGACGAUGCUGUGAAGACACUGGUCCCGUGUUCAUCAUCCCCUCAUCCCGCUAUCAUCCCCCAGCCACCGACGUCAGUGGAACCUUUCAAUCUGCUGCGACAUUCAGGUUAAUCUGAUUAUGUAGAUUUCCCUCUGAGGCACCUCUUUGUCAAUGACGGCCAAGAUGGAGACUCCCUUCUACCACGAUGACUCCCAUGCUGUCCCUGGUUUCAGCCAGGUCUCAGAAUAUGAGCGUUACCAGGGGAACAAGAUGCUGAUGACUAAGAAGGCCAUGUCGGGGGCAGGUGGCCACCACUUCCUGGGCGGUGGCCCAACAGGGGGACGGGCGGGGAACCUGAAUCUCCUGGGGCUUGCCGGAACCAACGGCAUGAUGACGUCAUCGGCAUCCUCGGCGGCAUCCUCCGCGGACAUGAACUUGUUGAAGCUGUCAUCCCCCGACCUGGAACAUCUUAUAAUCCAAUCCAAUCAAGGACUGGUCACCACAAGUCCGGCGUCAAACUCCACCAACCCCUUCAUGUACCGCAACCAGGCCACCAAUGAGCAGGAGGGUUUCGCGGACGGCUUCGUUAAGGCCCUGGCGGACCUUCACAAGCAGAAUCAGCUGGUGGGAGGUGGGCCCAUGUCCCCGUCCUCUUCCUCCAGCGUCUCCCUGCAGGCGUCGUACCAAAGGAACCUGAUGUCCGGCGGAGACAUGCCUGUCUACACUAACCUCAGCAGCUACAACCCAGGCCAGAUCCCCUACUCUGCGGGGCAAAUGGCUUUUGGGGGAUCAGGCCACGGUGGAGGUAGCGGCCCCCAGCCUCACCCUCGAGGCCUGGAUGCCCCGCAGACCGUCCCAGAGGUACCUCACCCACCGGGCGACCCCACCUCCCCGCCCUCCCUCUCCCCGAUUGACUUGGAAACACAGGAGCGGAUCAAAGCGGAACGCAAGAAACUGCGCAAUCGCAUCGCCGCGUCCAAGUGCCGCAAGAGGAAGUUGGAGAGGAUUUCCCGGUUAGAGGAGAAGGUCAAGGUCCUAAAGAACCAGAACUCCGAUCUGGCGUCCACCGCCUCCAUGUUGCGGGAACAGGUCGCUCAGCUCAAACAGAAGGUCAUGAGUCACGUGACGAACGGGUGCCAAAUCGCCGUCGGAUCGGCGGCAGCCUCCAAGUCCGGAGGAGGAGGCCCCGGGAGCGAGGAAUCCAGCUGCUAAGGAGGUGGUACAGUAGGAGAUCCAGGGUGAGAUUACGAGCUAUAAGGUGGAUGGUCGCCAUUCGCGCUUUUAGCAUUUCGCUCAAGCUCUUAGUCAAAAAGGAGCAGAGAAGGAGCAUCUCGGUGUUGCUGAUGCCUGAUCAGGACGUUUAUCGGGACAGUACCAACACGGCGCCGUCAAUGAUCCAAUCGCAAGGAGAUGGAGCUUACAAGAUAGAAGAAACAGGAACGGUCCCUCCGAUAGUUUAGACAUUCUUGGAAUUUCAUCUGAGAAUUUUUCAUGAACAAAUGAGACUUACAUGGUUAUAUGUCUAAUGCAUCUGAGAAGGCAGAGUCACUCUACUGCCACGCUUGCAUAUUUUCAGAAUAAACUGUUUUAAUUGCCGACUACUUCCAUCGUUACAUUCUUUUUCUUCAACAUUUUCAGAUAUCAUUGCAUUUCAGCAAAUAAACAUUACUAGAAACAUUUUUUCAACCACAAUGAAAACACACUGAAAACUUUACUGUCAGGAAUUAACAUUUUGGUUGUUCUAAACUUUUGAAAAUAUGAAAAAGAAGAUUUUUACUGUCUGACAAGAGAAGCUUUUUUAUACAAAAAAACAAAGCACUACAUAACAUUAUAGCAAAAUCAGUGAUUUAUUUCUGUGUAAAAAAGUACUCUGAUUACUUUCAGUUCUUGUCAGAACUGUA